Messenger RNA from Peromyscus maniculatus bairdii (prairie deer mouse), 4777 nucleotides. NCBI's taxonomy places the organism in Eukaryota, Metazoa, Chordata, Mammalia, Rodentia, Cricetidae. The record is from RefSeq and is a predicted model, not a curated record.
CAGGGCACCUUGGGACCUGGCGUGGGCGACCCCAGCGGGACGGGGCCUCCGGGUCUUCGGUUCCGGACGGCAUAGGUCUUAAAGAGAGGGGGGCGCAUUGCACAGCAACCGAGGCCGCUGGGAGGGGCCACCCGUGAAACUGAGGUUCUGGGCUCGACCUGGUUCCUUUGAGCUUGAAGGACAGCGGCUGAACAGGGAGAUGCCCUUCUCCCUUGAGAACUAAAUGCUGUUUUGAUAGGCCCAGCAGUUGAGGGGACGGGGGCCCGCUCUCGCAAAGUACUUAAGAUUUCUUGCCCGGAAACCUUGAGAAUAAGUGCUGCUGUGUGCCCCAGGGCGACAGGAAAGCUCGGGUUCUCUUCCAGAAAUCUGUAGGGGAACCUACAUAGACUGUAGGAGCCUGCCUGGGUGAAUGAGUGAGUGCUAGCUAACCAGAGUCUGGAUUUACUUACAUGCAGACUAGGGAAGAAGACACCUGGAUAGCCUAGGAGAAUCGAAGCAACUCAGGGGCAGGGAGGAAUGUAAGAGGGAGGAUGCCCGAGAACUUAAGGGCAUAAUGUCCCACACAUGUAACCACAGCAGUAAAGAGAUAGAAGCAAGAGGAUCAUGGGUUCUCAGAUGUUUAUAUAAAGAAACCCUGUUUAAACACACACACACACACACAAAAAAAAAAAAAAUACAGAAAAUCAAGGGAGAGGAAUAAGCUCCAUUAAUGGAAAAUUUGGGAAGAGGAGUGCUUGGUGACAUAAUUUCUCUCCCUUUCCAAGGAGUCUUUGGUAGGACAGAAGACCUUUUCUAGAAUGUUUUAAGUUGGCCCCAUCUAGUGUGUGUCUGGGUACUAAGACUGCUCCAGGAUGGGCUCAGUAGCAGCAGUGGCUUCUCAGGGAGCUCAGGCGCCCACACGGGCCUUGUUCCUUAAACCCACAGUUGCUCACUCGUUCUGCUUUGGCCGUUCUCCUCUGAGUGGUUGAAAUCAUGGUGGAGCAUGUGCGCUCACUGAAAAGCCACCCCGGAGAGACAGGGACAGCUCUCCAGUCCUUCUUGCCGGUCAUUUCCACGCGUGCAUUUCUGCCUGUUAAGUUCUGUUCUCCGCUCUCGCCCUCCUUCCCCACCUGGGCUGCUGGGGGCCGGACUGCCAGUUUCCUGGUAACAGGAUGCUAGUGUUUAAGUCCUGCUAAGCUUUUAGAGAAGCAACUGAGAAGAGAAUGACGUGCUAGGUCAAGAAGUGGGGUAGCGGGGCUUUGUACUGAUGUGGCCUUGUGACGGGGCCCUUCCAGUCCGUGACUCAGACCCCUGGAAAGGAUACUUCACAUUAGGUCACCUGUCAGUCCUGGCCUUCACCAUAGCUCCUGCUUUGCUGACUUUGGUGAGACACCUUUUUCCCCUGAUCUUGGGGCCCACAGGUCUGCAGCUUGUGCUCCCAGUCAAUACUGCUCACAGUGAAGGUGACAUCUUUCCUCCAGUUUCACAAAAUGAAUGUGACGUGGUUACCCAGACCAAGACCUAAACUUCGCAGAGAGCCCAGCCUGCUGUUCUGAUGCCGAAAGGGAGGCAGAAAGUCCUACACUUGGAUGCCCCCCUGGGCCUGCCCAUCUGCCUCUGGCUGGAAUUAGCCGGGCUCUUCUUUAUGGUUCCCUGGGUCAUGGGCCUGUCAGAGGCAGGUGGGCUUGACCCCUUGGGUGCAGGGGGGCUAAGCUGGGCCGUGCAUCUGGACAACCUAGGAGAGAGGAAGGAAGAGAGUCUGACACAGCAGGCAGACGCCGUGGCCCGGGCAGCAGGCCUGGUGAAUGCUGGGCGCAUUGGAGAGCUUCAGGGGCACUACCUCUUUGUCCAGCCCGCUGGGCACAGGCAAGCCAUGGAGGUGGAGGCCAUGCGACAGCAGGCAGAGGCUGUGUUAGCCAGGCACGCAGCUGUGCGCUGGCAUUCAGAGCAGAGGCUGCUGAAGCGGGCCAAGCGCAGCAUCCACUUCAAUGAUCCCAAGUAUCCGCAGCAGUGGCACCUGAACAAUCGACGGAGCCCAGGCAGAGACAUCAAUGUGACAGGUGUGUGGGAGCGAAAUGUAACUGGGCGAGGGGUGACAGUGGUGGUGGUGGACGAUGGAGUGGAGCACACCGUCCAGGACAUUGCACCCAACUAUAGCCCAGAGGGUAGCUAUGACCUCAACUCUAAUGACCCAGAUCCUAUGCCCCACCCUGAUGCGGAGAAUGGUAACCACCAUGGGACCCGGUGUGCAGGAGAAAUUGCAGCUGUGCCCAACAACAGCUUCUGUGCAGUGGGUGUGGCCUAUGGGAGCCGAAUAGCAGGUAUCCGGGUGCUGGAUGGACCACUCACAGACAGUAUGGAGGCUGUGGCAUUCAACAAGCACUAUCAGAUCAAUGACAUCUACAGCUGCAGCUGGGGUCCAGAUGAUGAUGGGAAGACAGUGGAUGGUCCUCACCAGCUUGGAAAGGCCGCCUUACAACAUGGAGUGAUGGCUGGUCGCCAGGGCUUUGGGAGUAUCUUUGUGGUUGCCAGUGGUAACGGGGGCCAGCACAAUGACAACUGCAACUAUGAUGGCUAUGCCAACUCCAUCUACACUGUCACAAUAGGUGCUGUGGACGAAGAGGGGCGGAUGCCUUUUUAUGCAGAGGAAUGUGCCUCCAUGCUGGCAGUUACCUUCAGUGGUGGAGACAAGAUGCUUCGGAGCAUUGUGACCACUGACUGGGACCUUCAGAAGGGCACUGGCUGCACGGAAGGCCACACAGGGACCUCCGCUGCAGCUCCUCUGGCAGCUGGCAUGAUAGCCCUCAUGCUGCAGGUGCGGCCCUGCCUCACAUGGCGGGACAUCCAGCACAUCAUUGUCUUCACAGCCACCCAGUAUGAGGAUCGUCAUGCAGACUGGCUCACCAAUGAGGCUGGCUUCAGCCACAGCCACCAGCAUGGUUUUGGCCUGCUCAACGCUUGGAGACUCGUCAAUGCAGCCAAGAUCUGGACGUCUGUCCCUUACUUAGCCUCCUAUGUCAGCCCUGUGCUGAAAGAAAAUAAGGCUGUCCCUCGGUCCCCCCACUCUCUGGAGGUGCUAUGGAAUGUCAGCAGGAUGGACCUGGAGAUGUCGGGGCUGAAGACCCUGGAACAUGUGGCAGUGACAGUCUCCAUCACUCACCCACGACGUGGCAGCUUAGAACUGAAACUCUUUUGUCCCAGUGGCAUGAUGUCUUUGAUCGGCGCACCCCGCAGCAUGGACUCGGAUCCUAAUGGCUUCAAUGACUGGACCUUCUCCACUGUGCGGUGCUGGGGGGAAAGAGCAAGAGGCAUCUACAGACUGGCUAUCAGGGAUGUAGGAGAUGAGCCGCUCCAGGUGGGCAUCCUCCAGCAGUGGCAGCUGACCCUGUAUGGCUCCAUGUGGAGUCCAGUAGACAUCAAGGACAGACAAAGUCUGUUAGAAAGCGCUAUGAGUGGGAAAUACCUGCGUGAUGACUUCACCCUGCCUUGCCCGCCUGGGCUGAAAAUCCCUGAGGAGGAUGGUUACACCAUUACCCCUAACACCCUCAAGACCCUGGUGCUGGUGGGCUGCUUCACUGUCUUCUGGACCAUUUAUUACAUGCUAGAAGUAUACUUGAGCCAGAGGAACAUGGCUUCCACCCAAGGUUGCAGGAGCGGACAUUGCUCCUGGCCCCAGCGGAGCCAGAACUCCAGGGAGGUGGGGACAGAGCUAGAAUCAAUGCCUCUAUGCAACAGCAAGGACCAGGGUGGAGUGGAGUCAGAGAAUGGGGGCUGCACCACCACCUCUAGCUUCCUGGCCCCAGAGGUACUCAGUGAAGGAGACUGGAAUCUGUCCCGGAGCGCUAAGAGUCUCCUGGACCAUCCUCAGCACCAACCCCCAGACCUGCUACAGGUGAAGGAUGGACAGAUCUGCUGACCCCAGGGCCCAGCGUCCUCCAUGUGCAACAGGCUCCUUCUCGAACUGGUGAUGAGGCUUCCAAUCACGGAUGCUCAGGAGAGAAAAUGGUCCUGAUCUGGAAGCCAAGGCCUCUGAAGCAUUCUUGGUACCCUCAGGAGGACGAGGGCCAUCUUAAGAGCAGUGGUAGAAGACUGGUGAUCAUAGGUUCCUCUAGCUGAGCUUUGCUGAUAAGCCUUGGACAAGGGAUUGGCACCUACACCAGGCAGCCCUUGGUCUCACCCCUCUGAGGCUGGUCAGUGAUCUAGGCCACCAAGACCUCCACCCAUUCGUGAGUUAUGCAGACGCCUGUGUACCCACGAACACUCUCAACAGAAGUGUCAUUGUACAGAGGGCCCAGAGGAGGGGCUGGCAAAAGCCUGGGCAUGCCUAACUCAAAAGCAGCUGCUCCAUUACCCUUUGCUGUGCAUCUGGUCCGAAGCCAACCUCAAACCUGCCCUGUCCUUCACCGCCACACUCCCUUCCUGCUGAGGGUGAAGCUCCCGGGAGACUGGGAGGCAUGUGAUUCACAGCACCCCUGCUGCCUCACUGGGGAGGUUGUCUGGUAGGACUGCAGAGAGCUGAGACACUAAUGUCAAAGACAGCUUGGGAGCCACUGCCUGUGACCGCCCUGUCUUCCUCUGCAAAGUGCUCAGGGAAAUGGCCUUCAUUUCCAAGGCCAGCUGUCUGCCUGACUUUUCCUCCAUUCUUGGCCUUCUCCCCUUCCCAUCUUCUGAGCUGAUUGUUAAUCUGAAUUUUUUAAUGCUUAAGAUUUGAUUUUUACUUUUCACAGCAACAUUUUGUUGAAUUUUUUUCUGCACAGCUUUUCCAAAAUAAAAACCAGAAGUAUAAAAAUCCAAACAA